Molecule: messenger RNA, 891 nt
Organism: Ruditapes philippinarum (Manila clam)
Lineage: Eukaryota; Metazoa; Mollusca; Bivalvia; Venerida; Veneridae
Source: RefSeq, a predicted model, not a curated record
GGGUAUAAAUACUGGCACAUGCAGUAACAUCUUCACUAUUCUUCUUGGACAGACGACAUUAGAGGAAAUAAUGCAGCUUCAAGUUUUAAUUCCUUUGUGCGUGGUCUUCUUGUGCGUUGUUGAUAGCCGCAGUACGGAUUUUCAACGACGAUAUUUUCUACAAGAAUAUAGAGCAUUCAUUGGGUCUAGGGGAGUGACGACCGAAGAGCCCAUUCCCACAGAGAGCUAUCCAUCUUCCCCAGAUAAUGAGGUUCCUGAUGUCGACAUUCCAGAAAUAGAUUACGAAAACUGGCCAUACGCAAUGAUGGAAUUUACAAGUCUGAUUGGUAGAUGUAUAACGUCACGAGCUGUAGCCCAGAUGAUGCCCAACAGACGCCGAAACAAAUUUCUGACUGAAGCUUGUCCACGUAUAUUGGAAGCGAUCAAAGCUGAGUCGAAAGAAAGCAUCAAAGAGGAAGUACAAGAAUUUGGUGAAAAGAAUUUUGGUCUUUUACAAUGUACGAACCUUCUAGCUGAAAGGGACAAUGUUAAAGCUGUUUUGAAAAUGAAGUCUCGUCCAGAGAAGUCUAGGCCAUUCAGCCCACCAGAACUGAGAAGUGAAUCUACACCAAACGCCGAAUGGACAAUCGAAGAAAUGUCGAGUAUUGUGCUUGAGGAAGCGAGAGAUCUAUAUGAAUUGUGUGAGAGGACAUUGGCUGACACUAUACAAUCUCCAGACGACUUACAUGAAGGAACAAAACCAGAAAAGCGUUUAUUUGGUCUCGUAUUAGCUUCAUGGACACUCGGCACAAUUUUGGCAACAGCCGGGUAAGACUUGGCCGUUAUGGUGUAACCGUUAUAGUGAAUGUCUUUACUUGUUUAUGAGAAAAUAUUAAAAUGUACUUUAAAAUU